CAAAGCGGUUGACAGAGGAGCAGUGAUGGCGGCGCCCGUGUCCUGGAGGAGGCUGGUGAACUCCGUGUACUCGGUGUCCUCUCCGGCCGUGGCGGGGGUCUUCAGCCGGAUCACGGACCGGCUCUUCAAGGCCAGGGACCGGGGAGGCGGGUCCUCCGUGCUGCUCCUGGCCCCGCUCCUGGCCGAGGCCGACCCCGCCCCCCGCCGCGCGCCCCGGUCCCAGGGCUCGGCCGGGGCCCAGGGCUCCAGCGAGGGCCCCUGUCCGCACUUCACGUGGAUGUCCCAGCACGUGCCCGCCUUCAGAGUACCAGGCACACACAUACACAUACUCACCUCCCCGGACCAGUUCUACCAGACCAUGAAGGCGCGGAUCAGAACAGCUCAGAGGAGAGUGGUGAUGGCCUCUCUGUACCUGGGGACGGGGGAACUGGAGCACGAGCUGGUGGAGUGUAUGGAGGAGGCUCUGGAACGUUCUGAGGAAAACAGCUCCAGACUCAGAGUGUCAGUGCUGCUGGACUACACACGAGGAUCCAGAGGUUCAGAUAACUCUCGUACGAUGCUGCUGCCGCUCUUGUCUCGCUUCACUUCUCAGGUCCGAGUGUCUCUGUAUCACACUCCGGACCUGAGGGGGCUGCUCCGCCUCCUCGUCCCUCAGAGGUUCAACGAGACCAUCGGGGUCCAGCACAUUAAAGUUUAUCUGUUUGACGACAGCGUCAUCAUCAGCGGAGCAAACCUGAGCGAGUCGUACUUCACAAACAGACAGGACCGGUACGUGCUGCUGGACGACUGCGCUGAAGUGGCAGAUUUCUUCUCAGAUUUGGUGGAGGCUGUGAGCGACGUGUCUCUGCAGCUUCAGCCCGACGACUCCGUGUCCAUGAUGGACGGAAUGGUGCAUCCGUAUAAAGGAAACAGAACGGACUUCUCCAGAGCCGCCCAGAGCAGGAUCAUGGAGGUGAUGCACGAGGCUCAGAUCAGACAGAGGCUACAGGACGAGAGAGGAGCGAGGGAACGCAGAGAGGAGGAGGAGGAGGAGGAGGAAGACGAGGACGACACCUGGGUUUUUCCUCUGGUCCAGAUGAAGCCUCUGGGGAUCAGUUUGGACGAGCAGGUCACACAGAGGUUACUGACAGACGCCGGCUCAGACUCCACCGUGUUCCUCACCUCCGGGUACUUUAACCUGACCCGCGCGUACAUGCGGCUGGUGCUGGGGGCCGGGGCCCGGUACCGAAUCCUCACGGCCUCUCCCGAAGUCAACGGGUUCUUCGGGGCCAAGGGGGUGGCCGGCGCGAUUCCCGCCGCGUACAUCCACAUCGCGAGACAGUUUUACAACCAGGUGCUGCGUCUGGGGCAGGAGGAGCGCGUCCAUCUGCACGAGUACCACCGAGACAAGUGGACUUUUCACGCCAAAGGUCUGUGGUAUUACCUGAGCGGACAGUCCCGCCCCUGCCUCACUCUGAUUGGAUCUCCAAACUUCGGGUACCGGUCGGUGCACAGAGACCUGGAGGCUCAGAUCGCCAUAGUAACGGAGAACGAGGACCUGCAGACGCAACUACAGGAGGAGCAGGAGCGGUUGUACAGACGCUCCUCUGAAGUCUCCAGCUCCACGUUCGAGCGUCCGGACCGACACGUGAAACUCUGGGUCAAACUGGUCACUCCCCUCAUCAAGAACUUCUUCUGACCCACACAGGUGGACGCUCGCUCUUGUCAUCAGUGAAUCCUCGGAGCCGCUCGGCAUUCUGGGAGUUGGAGUUUCACACUGAAGAACCGCAGUCUUGUUUUACUUUAACUGGACGUUUCACUGGAGCUGCCUCAUGCAUGCAGUAAAAACAUUUCUUUUUGUUAUCAUUUUUUAUUUCAUUUCAACUGUGAAUCCUCCGCCAAACAUUUCAACGUAGGUUUUUAAAUAUUUAGAAAAUUUUUGAGAAUUUGUGGAUGAAAUACACUCGAAAGGGCCUUAAAAUAUGAAAAGUGGUUUACAGUUCUGAGAAAACCUUAAGUAUAAAACGUAGGAUUUUGUUUGUAAAUUAAAACAGAGUGAAGAGUUUUUUUUGUUUUAAAUGAUCUGGGUAUUUUUCUGGAUAUUGUUAUUUUAAACUACUGGAUACAAGAACAGAAGAAGUUCACUUUACGGGGUUUGUUUACGGUUUAUAAAUGUAGCACAAAGAGGAUUUGAGAGACAAAAAGACGACGGGAUCUUCAAGUCUGCAGACCGGGGUUAGACCUGGUUUAGUUCCGUUUUAGUCCCGUGUUUUAUCUAUAUCAGUCUUCCUGGUUUGGACCUGGAUUAGUCCUUGUUUGGUCCUGUGUUGGUCAGACUGGGUCAGGUACAGUACUGUUAUUAGACCUGGUUUAGUUCUGCUUUAGUCCCGGGUUAGUCCUGGUUUAUUCCUGGUUCAGACCUGGUUCAGUCGUGUUUCAGAUCUGGUUGAGUCCUGGUUCAGACCUGGUUCAGACCAGUUUUAGACCUGGUUCAGACCAAGUUCAGAUCUGUUUCAGUCCCGUUUCAGACCUGGUUUAGUCCUGGUUCAGACCAGGUUCAGACCAGUUUUAGACCUGGUUCUGCCCCGUUUUAGUCCCGUUUUAGACCUGGAUCAGCCCCGUUUCAGAUCCGUUUCAGACCUGGUUUGGACUUGGUUUCAGUCCUGUUUCAGAUCCAUUUCAGAUCCAUUUCAGACCCGUUUCAGACUUGGUUUAGGCCUGGUUCAGACUUGGUUCAGACCUGGUUCAGACCUGGUUUAGACCUGGUUCAGACCUGGUUCAGUCCUAGUUUCAAUCCUGGUUCAGUCCUAUUUCAGAUCCAUUUCAGACCUGGUUUAGACCUGUUUUAGUCCUUGUUUCAGUCCUAGUUUCAGUCCUGGUUCAGUCCUAUUUCAGAUCCAUUUCAGACCUGGUUCAGACUUGGUUUAGACCUGGUUUAGUCCUUGUUUCAGUCCUAGUUUCAGUCCUAGUUUCAGUCCUGGUUCAGAUCCAUUUCAGACUUGGCUCAGACUUAGUUUAGUCUUGUUUCAGACCUGGUUCAGUCUUAGUUUUACCAAAGAAGUGACUCUUAAUCCUGGUGCAAGUCGCCGAACACUGUGAACCGUUUGUUGUGGUUAAAGUUUUACUCCAAAAUGUUGAAACACGGUGAAGAUCUGUGAAUGAUUUUAGGAGAAAGUUAAACUCAAAGAAGGACAAAAGCAGAAAGAUAAAAAGAAGAAGAGGAGAGGGACAGAAAAGAAGGUCAGAGGAGGAAGAGAAGAGGUUCAGAAGAAAACUCAGAAUAUGCCAAUUUUAAACCUUUUUAUGUUGAAACUUUCUUUUUUUUAACUUAUGUCGCACUGUUAAAUGCAAUAAAAACACAACUGACUUCCUCA
This is a messenger RNA of Boleophthalmus pectinirostris (great blue-spotted mudskipper), 3353 nucleotides long. RefSeq names its product CDP-diacylglycerol--glycerol-3-phosphate 3-phosphatidyltransferase, mitochondrial. The transcript has 11 exons. Lineage: Eukaryota; Metazoa; Chordata; Actinopteri; Gobiiformes; Gobiidae. The record is from RefSeq and is a predicted model, not a curated record. Gene Ontology annotation, cellular component: mitochondrion. Gene Ontology annotation, molecular function: CDP-diacylglycerol-glycerol-3-phosphate 3-phosphatidyltransferase activity. Bases 26 to 1678 code for a protein of 550 amino acids. Gene Ontology annotation, biological process: cardiolipin biosynthetic process.